Molecule: messenger RNA, 1125 nt
Organism: Phymastichus coffea
Lineage: Eukaryota; Metazoa; Arthropoda; Insecta; Hymenoptera; Eulophidae
Gene: Mic26-27
Product: MICOS complex subunit MIC27
Exons: 6
Coding region: 7-942 (311 amino acids)
Biological process (GO): cristae formation
Cellular component (GO): MICOS complex
Source: RefSeq, a predicted model, not a curated record
CGAUAGAUGUCACGUGGGUACCAUUCUCACAAGUCUAAGAAGUCUGCUAGGAUUUUCUGUUUGUUUAAAAAUGAAUUUAUUGUAAUUCCGCUUCAAAUACAAAAUAUACUUAAAGUGUAUUUCAUAAAUCUGAUCUAUAAAGUAUUAAAUUUUGCAAUGAUGAAUGGAGUAAAGUUGUUCAAAAAAUUCUUAAUGCCUUGCGGCGUUUGUGCGGCCAUUCCCGUAUUAAAGCAGUCAAAAUCAAAAGAAGAUGUGGUACAAGUCAGCAACGAAAAUCCAGAUAAAAAAUUAGUACGACCAUCUGAACUUCCAAUUUAUAUGUUUGAAAAACCAGCAAUUAGGGAAACUCCAUGUAAGGAGCAUGAAGAAAAACCUGGAGUUUUAGAGCAAAGCUUUGGAAGUGUACGAAAAUCAUUACAAGAUAUUCUAAAACAGUUCACGGGCUACACAGAUAAAAUAAUAAACACAAUAGAAACUGGCAAAGCACACAGUCAAGUAACCCUCGAUUAUCUAAGAGAAGAAACAAAUGUAAUGCCUCGUAUUGGAGCUGUUGGUUUGGGAGGUCUGACAGGAUUGAUAUUAGGCUUAAGGGGAGGAAAAUUCAAGAAAUUUGUUUACAGCUAUACAGGUGCGGUGGUUGUAGCUUCAAUUUGUUAUCCAAAACAAGCUCAGGAGGCAACAGUACUAGCAAAAUAUUACGUCAAUGUUGGUUAUAACUUUUUGUAUGGUGUGAAGCCGGGAGAAGAAAAUCAACUGGAAAUCAAUUGGCCAGAAUUACCAAAAGUGCCAACAAAUUUAUCUGAGGUUACAGAUCUAGCUAGCAGUACUGCUGGUUCAGCUGUUUCAGCAGUUGGUACGCUAGUAAUUAAAGCAGUUAAUGCAUUCAAUGAACUAAUUAAGGAUCCUGAACCGUCUUUCGAAGAAGAUAGAAAGAAAAACUAAAUGAGCAGUUACAAAAUCAAGAAAACCCCUCGAAGUAGAAGGAUGAAUCUGAACUGAUUGGAAUGACUGUUGAGAAAAUGUUAUUAAAAUGUGAUCUUGAAAAUAAGACCAGGCAUUUUUGUAAAAAUUGAUAAUCGAUUGGAAACAAGAGUACACUUGAUUUAUUAAAAAUAAAAAAUGUAG